This is a messenger RNA of Drosophila melanogaster (fruit fly), 4963 nucleotides long. RefSeq lists its product as uncharacterized. Lineage: Eukaryota; Metazoa; Arthropoda; Insecta; Diptera; Drosophilidae. The coding region runs from base 966 to 4157 and encodes 1063 amino acids. Gene Ontology annotation, biological process: transmembrane transport; L-lysine transmembrane transport. The transcript has 9 exons. The record is from RefSeq and is marked reviewed. Gene Ontology annotation, molecular function: transmembrane transporter activity. Gene Ontology annotation, cellular component: membrane.
CCGAAACCGUCAACAAGCGAGCUGCGUGCCAGUGCGAAUGAGAGAGCGAUACGGUGCGAGAAAAAGAUAGCAGCACGAGCGGGAGAAAAGUACGAAUGCUCCAAAUCUAAAGCCAAAAAAACCGGCAGAUCGGAAAUGAAGCAAAAACGUGAAUACAAACAGUGUUAUCUAAAGCAACAUAAAUAACAAAAUUCUGGAAUUGCCUUGUAGUGGCGGUAAAAACAAGAACAACAAGCACAGAACAAAAAUCUGUUGUUUCGCUAUCGCAAGAUCAUAAAACCGAAAGUCGGAAAACAACAACAGAGGCAAACACAGCAGCAGUCAUAUCACAGCAGCAACAUCAAAACCAAAACCAACAAAAUGCGACGUCACACAGUGUGAUUCAGAUCCUCUCCCUCGCACCAACGCCCCUCCCGCUCGCACACCUGCUAAUUUUUUUGUAUUCGCUCUAAUUACAACCCAGAUCAUCUCGAAAACCCUGCGAUCCCCCGAGUAGCGCCUUAUCACCACUAAAUCCCGACGAAUUGAAGUCGCCUUCGUCUCUUAUCAGUUUUGCUUCGGAUGUGCACUGAGAGAAAAUACGCCUAUUUUAGACAUCGAUUUUCCACGUCUAUUUAAAAGAAUACAUUUUUCUCGCCGUGUACCCCGCUCUCCUCGUCCAUGGCAAGCAGUCAAUCUCGUCGGGUGGCGGAGGAGAUUCGAGUUCGGCUCGCCGGCCUGGUGGUGGUCUUAUCUUAGGAGGAGUGUGCGAAGAAUUCGCGGCUGUAAGACGACACCAACAGGCUGCAGACAGACGCUCCCUGAUCGCCAAAAACAGACAAAGGCGGAGCGACAAUAUUAACUUAGAGUGCAUUGGAGCAACAACUGCACUUGGAAUCGAAUAUAUGUAAGUGAGGACGGACGGCAGUGUCUCAAAGUCGAGUUUACUGAACUUUCCACCAAUCGAGGGAGAUAGAUACUGAACAAUGGUUCGCCAGAUCUCGCCAUGGAAAGUUCUCACCCGGCGCAAGAAUCUCCAAGCGGAUGGCAGCGAGGGGGAAACGAAGCUGAAUCGAGUUCUGGGUCUAUGGGACCUCACGGCCCUGGGUGUCGGAUCGACCUUGGGAGCUGGGGUCUACGUGCUGGCCGGACAGAUAGCCAAGGAUCAGGCGGGUCCAUCGGUGAUGAUAUCGUUUGCCAUCGCGGCACUGGCAUCUUUGCUGGCAGGAGUUUGCUAUGCGGAAUUUGGCGCUCGAGUUCCCAAGGCUGGAUCGGCGUAUGUAUAUAGUUAUGUCUGUAUCGGGGAAUUCGUAGCUUUUGUCAUUGGAUGGAAUCUCAUAUUGGAAUACGUUAUUGGAACGGCUAGUGUUUGUAGGGGUAUCAGCCUGUACCUGGACUCCCUACUAAAUGAUACCCUGAAAUACACAUUCGCCGAGGUUGCUCCUAUGAAUGUCAGUUUCUUGGGCAGCUACUUUGACUUUUUGGCCUUUGGCCUAGUGGUUGUGUUUGGCGUUGCACUGGCCUUUGGCGUGGAGACAUCGACUAUGGCAAAUAAUUUUGUGACGUGCCUAAAUAUAUUUAUUUUGGGAUUUGUCAUAAUCGCUGGCGCUUUAAAAGCUGACUAUUCCAACUGGACGGUGGAUCCGAGUACUGUGAGUGCGAAUUCUACUAUCGGAUCUGGUGGGUUUUUCCCCUUUGGAUUUGAAGGCACUCUUCGUGGAGCAGCCACCUGCUUCUUUGGCUUUGUGGGAUUCGAUUGCAUCGCCACCACAGGGGAAGAGGUCCGAAAUCCUCGGAAAAAUAUCCCGAAAUCGAUUCUGCUCUCACUGCUGAUUAUCUUUUUGUGCUAUUUCGGAGUGUCCACUGUACUGACAUUGAUGCUGCCAUACUAUAUCCAGGAUGUUAACGCACCACUGCCAUAUGCCUUCGAGUAUGUGGGUUGGCCAGUGGCCAUGUGGAUUGUCACCGUAGGUGGUUUGGUGGGUCUGCUGGCCAGUCUCUUUGGAGCACUGUUCCCACUGCCCAGGGUUAUGUACUCGAUGGCCCAGGAUGGUCUUUUGUUUAAAUUUCUGGGCAAAGUGAGUCCGAGAUUCCGAGUUCCAGUCACCGGAUCUAUUGUGGCAGCUCUUUUCACGGCCGCAAUUGCCGGACUCUUCGAUUUGUCCCAACUGGUCAGCCUGCUCUCAAUCGGCACUUUAUUGGCCUACAGCGUUGUGGCCAUAUCCAUAAUGCUUUUGCGAUAUAUGGACUAUUGUGAGGUUGACGAGAAUCCAGGGCAGAGGGAAGUCAGAGCAUCGGAAACCACUUCUUUAACUUCGAGUUCCGAGCGAUUCACGUUCGGUUCAGUAUGCACACAACUGUUUAAUGUUCAUCGAGUCCAGGAGCCCAAUGCAAUAUCGUCAAGAAUUGUGGGAGUGCUUUCAACAUUGUUUUGCCUAAUUUCCUUGGGCAUAGGAGUGCUAAUUAUGCAGGCUCAUCUUUUAAUCGCCUCCAAAGAAGUAUGGGCCUUGACCCUCCUGAUUGUGUUAGUCGUGCUGAUGUUGCUGGUGAUCUGUCUGAUUUGCCUUCAGCCCAGAGAAGCUCGUCGUAGAUUAUUUAGAGUUCCCUUUGUACCGAUUGUUCCUGCUAUCAGUAUCUUCAUCAAUAUAUAUCUAAUGCUUCAACUGGAUACCUGGACGUGGAUACGAUUUGGAGUCUGGAUGAUUGUGGGUAUACCCGUAUUUCUUGCAUGCUGGUAUUUAUACGAUUGCAAAAAUCCGGCGAAGAGAAACCCCGAGAGAUGGGACUUCUACAAGGCGCUAAAAGGCUUACAAGAAAGUCGAGAGCAGGAGUAUCAUUGCAUAUCCAAGGAGAGUGUUUUGACCCUAGAAACGCAGCUGAAGAAGAGUCCGAGCAGUAGCCUGAAUCGUAUUCAGAAUCUUAGUGAUGUCGGCGACGAGUUGGUCGAAAUAAAGAACGCCAAUGGAAAGGUUUUUUAUGUGGAGGAUAACAAGAGUGAGAAUUCCACUGCCACCUUGGGCUCCAACCCAGAAUCUCCAUCGCGUGAGGACGAACAGUCGGUAAUCGCAAUGUUGGACGAUGUCCUGAAUGCCCAGGAUACACAGCAAGGCCAACAGGACUUGGACCUGCAACAACAGAUGAUUUUCGAGAGGCAUUUCAGCCUGGACUCUGAAAUGUAUCCAAGUGUUAUAGAAACCGUGAUUGUGGCCACCGUUCACAGUAGCAGCGAUGAUGAUGAAGUCCAAAGUGGGAUUACUCUUAAGUUGAGUAGAUACGAUGAAUGCAAGCUGGUCGCCCAUCAAAUGCUGGAGGAGAUGUUCAAUAGCGAGGCUUUCUAUGAACAGUUGGAGAAAGUUAAGGCCAAAGAGGUUCCUUUGGUGAAAGGGGAUAAAUUGGAGGGGGAAGCUGAAUCUGUAAAUGACGACGAGGCUUCCAAGCCUGUGUUUCUGUUCCAGCGUUUGGGCUCACAGACUUCCAUCAUAUCCCAGGCCUCUACCAUUGAGGAUCCGCUGCAUUCGACCAAGUUUAAAGACCGAUUAAGCCACAUCAUUAUGAAUGCCAAUGCCCACCAAGUGAAGGUAGUGGCCAAGAGAUCCGAGGACGUGGAUGGCGAGGUGGAGCUGGAGCCUGUGCCGGAUGAGGAGCCCAAAACAAGGCCGCUGCUAAAGCAAUCGAAAAGCGAAACCGAUGUGCGUCGCUUAAUGCUCAAGGCCAUCAGCGAGCUGAAAAUCGACCGUAAUGAGACUGGUAAUGCUGAUGAGGUCCCCGCCGAAGUGUCCACCACCACAGGAAACCCCUCAAAGGACCCAGUUCCCGGUGCAGGUCCUAUUGCAGCUCCAGUUGCAGCGGCGGGUGGUAGCAACAUACCGCGUCCACCUAAAUUCGAUCCGGUUCUGUACAAGACCAUCAACAGCAUUAGUCUACGCAAACAGCGACCCAGUUUGAAUCGCCAGCAUAUCGUGGAUGCCAAGAACCCGGCGCUUUUGCGACCGGAAUCGCAGACGGAGACGCGUCCGGAUCCUGGCGAGCAACCGGAGCCGGAGCCGUUGCCAUUCAAAGCCAAAUUGGAGGCCAUAUUGCAGCGGGGUCCCUCACACCGAACCCAGCAACAUCCGGACCUGGUGCGUCGCCAACGUCCGCAGUCUACCUACAUAGAAAUGGAGGAGGUCGAGAGCUGAGGGGGUGCCAUUCGUACCUGUACAUUACGCUCCCCCAUGCCACCCAUCCAAACCCAAUAGCCCCUGGUGAAACCAAAGAGGGUGCCAUUUUACCCCCAGUUAAAAGUAGUUAGGUCCAGCAUGUGAAUCGGAAUGCAAACGUAACUGGUCCUGUACAUAUUUAGCAUAGCUGUAGUUACUAGUCGGUAGUUAGAAUCUUAGAUAAUAAGUGCACGGUGGACUGUGAGGGUAACUUUGGAGGUCCUUUAAAGAUUUUAAAAAAUAUAGAUUUGAAAAAUAUAAUUUGACAUCUUAAAGUUAAAUAAAUACAUACAAUUUAAAGGAAAUUAGGUGUUAAAGUAAAUCUAUAUAAUCCUUAGUGAAAAAUCGUCAAAAUAUGCAAUAUAUUAUAAACUAAAUCCAAGACUUAGACCUAGUCCCUCACAGUGUCACAUAAACUAGCCCGCAUGCCAAGCUAACUCAAACUAGUCGUAAAAGUAUUAAACAAAGAGGUAUUAUAAGUGUCAAAACGAAGUUCAUGCCUAAGAUACCCCAAAUCCGUAAACUAAUCACUUCUCCACUCGCAUAGGACUUUCCAUAUACUUUUUCUACGGACUGCCCAACAGCUACAGAGAAAUGAAGCGACAAAGGGCCGGAUGGCAGAAGCUCAAAUACAGCGAUCGUCUCUGAACGGGAAAACAUCGAAAUGUUGAUAAUUAUGUAUCUAUAAAGGUGUACAUAUGCGCGUACACGGUUGCAUCACUAAGCCAAUUUGAUAAAUUGUAAACUAUUUGCUGGUUAUAAAUAAAAAUCUAGUUGUAAUUAAU